Molecule: messenger RNA, 2108 nt
Organism: Amaranthus tricolor (Joseph's coat)
Lineage: Eukaryota; Viridiplantae; Streptophyta; Magnoliopsida; Caryophyllales; Amaranthaceae
Product: metal transporter Nramp6-like
Exons: 13
Coding region: 297-1907 (536 amino acids)
Biological process (GO): metal ion transport
Cellular component (GO): membrane
Molecular function (GO): manganese ion transmembrane transporter activity; cadmium ion transmembrane transporter activity
Source: RefSeq, a predicted model, not a curated record
CAGACACAGUAAAGUGGUACCCACUUCGAUCCUCUUAAAUUCCAGGUGGCAUCACCCAAUUGGUGGAAGCACCUCUUUAAAGGCGUCAACAACAGAGUGGGUUGGUGAACUUGUUUCAUAAAACCCCGAAAUCCAGAGUCCAGUGAAAUCGAAAUUAGCAGAAAUUCUCGAUAGCUACAAAUUUUCAUUGAGUAUCUAAUCCCAAACCUGAAAAAUUUAUAAUUUGGUUCUUUUCUAUUGAAUUUUUAUUGGUUGCUACAUUCAAGUGAAAUAUAAAAUUGUUGAGGAAGGUAAAAAUGGCGACAAGAGGAGAGCAGCCGCAAUUCAUAGUAAGUCCGGGGAAUGAAUUCGUUGGUAACAGUAACAGUAGUCAUGUCAGGCUCAGGUUAAUCGACUCCAUUGACAACGAACAAAUUAUUGUCUCUGAGAAGAAAAGCUGGAGAAACUUCUUUUCAUACAUGGGUCCUGGGUUCCUUGUCUCCAUUGCUUACAUUGAUCCAGGAAACUUUGAAACGGAUCUUCUGUCUGGUGCACAAUACAAGUAUGAGUUACUUUGGAUCAUAUUGUUAGCCUCAUGUGCAGCCCUCAUUAUUCAGUCAAUGGCUGCUAACCUUGGGGUUGUUACAGGGAAGCAUUUGGCAGAACACUGCAAAUUUGAGUACUCAAAAGUGCCGAACUUCAUUUUAUGGAUUUUGGCUGAAAUUGCGAUUGUUGCUUGUGAUAUUCCUGAAGUGAUUGGAACCGCAUUUGCAUUGAAUAUGCUAUUCAAAAUUCAUGUGUGGGCUGGUGUUCUUCUAACUGGGCUUAGCACUCUGGUUCUUCUUGCAUUACAGCAAUAUGGGGUGCGCAAACUUGAAUUCUUGAUUAGUUUUCUGGUUCUUACAAUUGCUGCAUGCUUUCUUGUUGAGCUUGGAUAUGCCAAACCCCAAGCUUCGGAAGUCAUGCGUGGACUUUUUGUUCCUCAACUCAAAGGAGAUGGUGCAACUGGGCUUGCCAUUUCCUUACUUGGUGCUAUGGUUAUGCCCCACAAUCUCUUCCUCCAUUCAGCAUUAGUACUUUCUAGAAAAAUACCACGUUCUGUUGGUGGUAUCAAGGAAGCUUGCAGAUACUAUCUGAUAGAAAGUGGGAUUGCUUUGGCCGUUGCUUUCCUCAUCAAUGUAUCGGUUAUAGCUGUCAGUGGUGCUGUUUGUAGUUCUUCAAACUUGAAUAUGGAAGAUGAAAAGAGCUGCAAAGAUCUGGACUUGAACAAAGCAUCUUUUCUACUCAAGAACGUAUUGGGUAACUGGAGUUCAAAACUUUUUGCAAUAGCCUUGCUGGCUUCUGGUCAGAGCUCCACAAUAACUGGAACAUAUGCUGGUCAAUACGUCAUGCAGGGUUUUCUUGAUCUACGAAUGGAGCCAUGGAUCAGGAACAUGCUGACUAGAUGCUUGGCUAUCAUCCCCAGUUUAGUUGUUGCCCUUAUUGGUGGUUCUGCAGGAGCAGGGCAGUUGAUCAUUAUUGCUUCAAUGAUCUUGUCAUUUGAACUUCCAUUUGCUCUCGUUCCACUUCUCAAAUUUACCAGUAGUAAGGCUAAGAUGGGCAUCCAUGCCAACUCGUUUCUGCUUUCGGCAGUCACCUGGUUAAUAGGCUCAUUGAUAAUGGUCAUCAACAUCUACUUCAUAGCUAUUAGUUUUAUCAAGCUUUUGUUGCACAGCAAGUUGAAACUUGUAGCUGCCAUACUAUGUGGAAUCCUUGGAUUUUCAGGAUUAUUGAUAUAUUUAGCUUCGAUUGCUUACCUUAUCUUGCGUAAAAACCGGGAGAGUACCCAGCUUCUAGUACUAACAAGGGGUGAAGAUCAACAGCUUCCCCGAGAAGAUUUAGUUAACAUGCAACUGCCUCAGAGAAGAACAAGCGUAGAUGUUGAGUGAUAUAUAGUUGCUAUUCUUCAAUUUGGAUUUUGCUGAAAAAAAAUGUUUUAAAUGUUUAAUCAAUGAACAUUCUAAUUUAGAUCAAAGUUGUUGAAUUUGAGCCUAUAACUCCAAUCGAUAUUAUGCAGAAAUUGGCAAUGGCAGAAACAAAUACAAUUUAUGUGAACAAAUAAAUCCUUACUCGUCCAUUAAACAAAAUGU